Molecule: messenger RNA, 3305 nt
Organism: Pan troglodytes (chimpanzee)
Lineage: Eukaryota; Metazoa; Chordata; Mammalia; Primates; Hominidae
Gene: FANCB
Product: FA complementation group B
Exons: 14
Coding region: 176-2677 (833 amino acids)
Biological process (GO): negative regulation of double-strand break repair via homologous recombination; interstrand cross-link repair; positive regulation of double-strand break repair via homologous recombination
Cellular component (GO): Fanconi anaemia nuclear complex
Source: RefSeq, a predicted model, not a curated record
GCAGCCUCCGCCCGGCCUCCCAGGAUGCAGCGCGCUGGCGGGAGGUUUGGAGCAGAUGGAUACUGUAUCCGCGUGGGGCCUCCGGUAUGUUGCCGCUGCGUUGAGGUUUAGAAACAUCAACUGGAAUCAAUUUGCAUUUGAAAAUUAGAUCAGCACAAAGACUUGAUAUUGUGGAAUGACUAGCAAACAAGCAAUGUCAUCUAACGAACAAGAAAGGCUCUUGUGUUAUAAUGGGGAAGUCCUUGUUUUCCAGUUGUCUAAAGGAAAUUUUGCAGAUAAAGAGCCUACAAAAACACCCAUAUUACAUGUCAGAAGAAUGGUAUUUGACAGAGGAACAAAAGUAUUUGUUCAGAAGUCCACUGGAUUUUUUACCAUAAAGGAAGAAAACUCUCAUUUAAAAAUCAUGUGUUGCAACUGUGUGUCAGAUUUCAGAACUGGAAUUAACCUCCCUUACAUUGUGAUAGAAAAAAAUAAAAAGAAUAAUGUUUUUGAAUAUUUUUUACUAAUCCUUCACAGUACUAAUAAAUUUGAAAUGCGUUUGAGUUUUAAACUAGGCUAUGAGAUGAAGGAUGGCCUAAGGGUCCUUAAUGGCCCUUUAAUUUUAUGGAGGCAUGUCAGAGCAUUCUUCUUUAUCUCUUCUCAAACUGGCAAAGUUGUUAGUGUGUCAGGUAACUUUUCCUCUAUUCAGUGGGCAGGGGAGAUUGAAAAUUUAGGUAUGGUUUUAUUGGGACUAAAGGAAUGUUGUUUAUCUGAGGAAGAAUGUACUCAAGAGCCUUCAAAAUCAGAUUAUGCAAUUUGGAAUACCAAAUUUUGUGUAUAUUCUCUUGAAAGUCAAGAAGUAUUAAGUGAUAUAUACAUUAUUCCUCCUGCUUACAGCAGUGUGGUGACUUAUGUACAUAUUUGUGCAACUGAGAUCAUCAAAAACCAGUUAAGAAUAUCUCUCAUUGCCCUUACUCGAAAGAAUCAGCUGAUUUCAUUUCAGAAUGGAACUCCUAAAAAUGUGUGCCAGCUUCCAUUUGGAGAUCCUUGUGCAGUUCAACUUAUGGAUUCAGGUGGAGGAAACCUGUUUUUCGUUGUAUCCUUUAUAUCCAAUAAUGCUUGUGCUGUAUGGAAAGAGAGCUUUCAGGUUGCUGCUAAAUGGGAAAAACUUAGCUUAGUACUGAUAGAUGACUUUAUUGGAAGUGGAACUGAACAAGUACUCCUACUUUUUAAGGACUCCUUGAACUCAGACUGCCUGACUUCAUUUAAAAUAACGGAUCUUGGAAAAAUAAACUAUUCGAGUGAACCAUCGGAUUGCAAUGAAGAUGACUUAUUUGAAGACAAACAAGAGAAUCGUUACCUGGUGGUUCCACCUCUAGAAACAGGACUGAAAGUUUGUUUUUCUUCUUUUCGGGAAUUACGGCAGCAUCUGUUGCUUAAGGAAAAAAUUAUUUCAAAAUCUUACAAAGCUUUAAUAAACCUAGUUCAAGGAAAAGAUGAUAAUACGUCAAGUGCAGAGGAGGAAUGUCUUGUUCCUCUUUGUGGUGAAGAAGAAAAUUCUGUCCAUAUCUUAGAUGAAAAGUUAUCAGACAAUUUUCAAGAUUCAGAACAGCUAGUAGAGAAGAUAUGGUAUCGUGUAAUAGAUGAUAGCUUGGUUGUUGGAGUGAAAACUACAUCUUCUUUGAAGCUGUCCCUGAAUGAUGUGACUUUAUCAUUGUUAAUGGAUCAAGCCCAUGACUCCAGAUUUCGGCUUCUUAAGUGUCAAAAUAGAGUGAUUAAGUUGAGUACAAAUCCUUUCCCAGCACCAUACUUGAUGCCAUGUGAAAUAGGAUUGGAAGCAAAAAGGGUCAAGUUGACCCCUGAUAGCAAGAAAGAGGAAAGCUUUGUUUGUGAACACCCAUCUAAGAAAGAGUGUGUACAGAUAAUUACUGCUGUAACAUCUCUUUCACCACUUUUAGCAUUCAGUAAAUUUUGUUGCACUGUACUGCUACAAAUUAUGGAGAGAGAAAGUGGUAACUGUCCUAAAGAUCGUUAUGUUGUGUGUGGCAGAGUUUUUUUAAGUCUAGAAGAUCUUUCAACUGGGAAGUACCUACUGACAUUUCCAAAGAAGAAACCUAUAGAGCACAUGGAAGAUCUUUUUGCACUUCUUGCAGCAUUCCACAAAUCUUGUUUUCAAAUCACGUCACCCGGCUAUGCCCUGAAUUCAAUGAAGGUGUGGCUCUUAGAACAUAUGAAAUGUGAAAUAAUCAAAGAAUUUCCAGAAGUGUACUUUUGUGAAAGGCCGGGAAGUUUCUAUGGGACACUCUUCACUUGGAAACAGAGAACACCAUUCGAAGGGAUUUUAAUAAUCUAUUCCAGGAAUCAAACAGUUAUGUUCCAGUGCCUUCAUAAUCUCAUCAGAAUUCUCCCUAUAAACUGUUUCCUCAAAAAUCUAAAAUCAGGAAGUGAGAAUUUCCUAAUUGAUAAUAUGGCAUUUACUUUGGAGAAGGAACUAGUCACCCUUGGUUCUCUUUCUUCUGCCAUAGCUAAACAUGAAAGCAAUUUUAUGCAGAGGUGUGAAGUGAGCAAAGGAAAGAGUAGUGUCGUCGCGGCUCCUUUAUCAGACAGAAGGGAAAAUAUCCAUCCCUACAGAAAAGAACUUCAGAGAGAAAAGAAGAAAAUGUUGCAAACGAACCUAAAAGCUUUGGUGUCAGGAUGAUGCUGGCAUCAUAAAAUGAGGUAUAGAGGAUUCCCUCUUUUUCUAUUCAUUGGAAUAAUUUCAGAAGGAAUGGUACCAGCUCCUCCUUGUACCUCUGGUAGAAUUCGGCUGUGAAUCCGUCUGGUCCUGGACUUUUUUUGAUCACAUGUUUUGGGGAAAGCUAGCCAACCUGCCAUGAGGACACUCAAGCAGCCCUAGGAAGAGUCCUACCUUGCAAAGAUCUGAGGCCUCCUGCUAACAGCCAGCAAGGAAUUGAGAACUCCAACUGCCAGCUUUUGGACUGGAAUCAACACCACCAGCUCUCCUGGUUCUCAGGUCUUCAGACUUGGACUGGAACUAUAUCAUUGGCUCUCCUGGAUCUCCAGCUUGCUGACUGCAGAUCUUGGGACUACUCAGCUUCGAUAAUCAUCCACGUUGGAAACCCCAGUCAAGCCUUCAGAUGACUAAAGCCUGAACUGACAUCUUGAUUGCCAAUGUGCAAGAGAUGCUGAGCCAGAACUCCCAGCUAAGCUGCUUCUAAAUUCCUGACCCACAGAAAGUAUGUGAGACAGGAGACAGAAUUCAACUCUAUAUGAGGAUGAACUUUUAACAACUCUGUGACUGAACAUGGAACAUACCACCUUGGAAG